AUGAGUAAGGGCGAGGAGCAAACCGCUAAGGAUCAAACCUCUAAAGAACCACUUCCGAGAGAAGCGGACAUCUUGGUACGCUCCCAGGUUGAGCUCUAUGGCAAGAUCGCCCGCGCUUCCGAAAACUUGAAGAAGCAGGGCGUCGCCAAUAUUACCAUCGGGCUAACGGAGGCCCGUUUGCAGGCCCUCGAUAACAACUGGGCGAAGUUUGAGGCUCAGCACGACAAGCUUAUCUCGGGCUUCUGGGAGGCUCUUACCGGCCAGGAUUACCUGAAAAAGGAUUACCAUUCUUUCACCGAGGAGACCUAUCUCAAUCAGAAGGGCAUGUUCUUAGAAACCCUCCGAUGCAUGAGGGCAAAGGCCAAAGAGGAGCUCCCCGCGGCCCCCCUCGCAGCGCCACAUCCGCCUCGCACGACUCUCCCGCGCAUUCAGCUGCCGCCGUUCUCGGGUCGGUACGAGGACUGGCCGCCCUUCCGAGACCUCUUCCACUCGCUCAUCGGGAAGGACGCCACCACGACGCAAGUAGAGAAGCUGCACUACCUGAAGUCUUGUCUAAAGGGAGAAGCAGACCUUUUAAUUCGCAAUCUGACGACGACUAACGAAAAUUUCGAGCGCGCGUGGAAGGCCCUGACUGACUACUACGAGAACAAGCGACUCCUGGUUCGAUCAUACAUCUCGCAAUUUACGGCCUUGCAGAAGCUCAAGAGCGAGUCAGCCUCCGAGCUGCGCAAGCUGUAUCACGGCGUUAUAAACACCGUCGGCUCAUUGGAGAGCAUCGGCCGACCGAUUACGCGCGGCGAGGACUUGUUCGUCCAUUUGAUAGCGGAGCUGCUCGACUCCCGAUCGCGUCGCGAGUGGGAGAACACUAUAAGCGAGACGACCGAUCCUCCGUCGUACUCCGACCUGCGUCAAUUUCUAGAACGUCAUCUGCAUACUCUUGAGUCCCUACAGCCGAUCAAGACGGAGACCAACAGGACGGAAGUCAGCUCCAAGACGGGCGAUAACGCGUCCCGUCAAGCCCGCGCAUUGCACUCGCGCCCACAGGAAAACAAGUACGGCCGUUGUACCUUGUGCCGAAAGGAUCACUACAUCCUACGGUGCGACGCGUACCGAGCAAAGACGGCAGAGGAACGUAAGAAACACGUAGAGACGCACCAAUUGUGCAUCAACUGCCUCGGUAAGCACAAGUUGAGCUCGGAAUCGUCUCUAAUUUCGGAAUCGCUGGCCCAGCGCUUACGACUCCCCCGCAGAGCUACCUCGGUGGCGGUGUACGGUGUGGGGGGAAAACGGACGGGCUGCGCGCGCGGCUUAGUGGACUUCCGGAUCUCACCACGAGGAGGCGGUCCGCCGACGCUGGUGUCGGCAUUGGUGCUCCCCCGCCUCACUCUUCACGGUGGCGAACUCAGGACCGAGCGCGGAACGUGGGCUCACCUGCAGGGCCUAGAGCUCGCCGAUCCAGAGUUUCUCGCCACUGAUUCUAUCGACAUCCUCCUAGGGGCAGACAUCUACGCCAACAUCCUCCAAGCCGGCCUUCGGAAGGGUGGGCCACGGGAGCCAGUGGCGCAGAAGACAAAGCUAGGCUGGAUACUCUCUGGGAUCGUCGGACUAGCGGCCGAUACUCGUCGCGCUCGUACCCACCAGUGCCUAAUCGAGGAGAGCCUGCCCGCCCUCGUGCGAGAAUUCUGGCUCCAGGAAGAGGCGCCCGUAGCCCCCUCGCCGCUCACGCCCGCUGAACAAGCAUGCGAGGAAUCCUUCCGCCGAACUCACACCCGCACCGCUGAGGGUCGGUACGUAGUGCGCCUUCCCGUCGUUGAGCCGCUGCCGAAUCUCGCGCCCACGCGCCAAGCAGCACUGCGCGUCCUCUCCAGCAUGGAGGGGAGAUUCGCACGAGACGACCGCCUGCGCCAGCUCUACCGGGAGUUCCUGCAACAAUACGAGGACCUGGGUCACAUGAGAGUAGUAGAUCGGUCCGAUCAACCGGGGGGGAGACUCAGCUAUCUCCCACAUCACGGGGUCCUGCGGGAGUCCAGCUCCUCUACGAAGCUGCGCGUAGUCUUCAACGGCUCGACUACGACCGCCUCGGGUGACGCGCUAAAUCGACACCUGAUGGUAGGACCGAACCUGCUGCCGCAGCUCGCUGACGUACUUCUAUGUUGGCGACACCAUCGUUACGUUCUCGCCACGGACGUAGAGAAGAUGUUCCGCCAGAUCCUAGUCUAUCCGGAAGAUCGCGAUCUGCAAAGGAUCAUCUGGCGGUCAAACAAAGACGAGGAGUUGAAGGAGUAUCGGCUAAACACAGUCACUUACGGAUUGGCAUGUGCGCCCUUCUUAGCCAUGAGAGCCCUCCGCCAGCUCGCCGAGGAUGAGAUGGAACGCUUCCCCCAGGGAGCGGAAGUCCUCCGCCGCGACGUCUAUAUGGACGACGUCCUCACCGGCUCCGCCUCGCUCGCGGAGACGCAAGAACUCCAGCGGCAGUUAUCAGCUCUCUGCACGGCGGGCGGGUUCCCUCUAAGGAAGUGGGCCUCGAACGACGACUCACUACUGGAGGGCGUGCCCUUGGAGCACCAGAUGCAGCACGAGCUCCGUGCUUGGCAGCCACAUGAGGCUCAUGCGACUCUUGGACUGCGUUGGCAUCCCUGUACCGACUGCUUUUCCUUCUCCACGAGGUCGCUAACAGUGACGACAAUCACCGAACGAUCGACCUUGUCGCUGAUGUCGCGCCUCUACGAUCCUCCCGGCUGGCUGGCUCCCGCCGUGGUGAAAGCCAAGAUCGCGUUCCAGUCUACCUGGCUCCAGGGGCUCGAUUGGGACGACCCCCUUGACGAGGCCUCGGCGCGACAGUGGGUCACUUAUUUGACCGAGCUUCCACGACUCGAGGAAAUCAGGAUCCCGCGAUGGCUUACCUCCGACCAUUCGGGAGCCAAACUGCAGCUGCACGGGUUCGCCGACGCCUCCGAGCGCGCCUACGCUGCCGUGUUAUAUCUGCGGACGGAGAUCGACGGUCAGGUAAAGACCCAUCUCAUUAUGGCAAAGACCAAGGUCGCCCCUCUUAAGCAGGUUACCCUACCGAGGUUGGAGCUCUGCGCCGCCACUCUUCUCGCGCGACUCGCCGCACACAUCCGACGGACCCUGGAUGUGACCCAAGCUCCGCUGCACCUCUGGUCGGACUCCACUGUAGCGCUCGGCUGGAUCCGAGGCCACCCGACCCGAUGGCAGACAGCAGUUCACCUAGAGGCCGUUUCCGACUACACCACCGACGCCUUCCUGGCCGCCUUGCGGCGGUUCACUUCCCGCCGGGGGCUGUGCCGCACCAUCCGAAGCGAUUGCGGGACUAACUUUGUGGGCGCGGACGCCCAACUGCGGGCGUUCUUCUCGACAAGCAGCCCCGAGCUGCGCCAAGUCAGCAAACAGCUCGCCGAUGAUCAGAUCCAGUGGCAACUCAAUCCGCCGUCUACUCCGCAUUUCGGUGGUCUUUGGGAGGCCGCGGUCAAGUCGCUCAAGCACCACCUGCGCCGCGUGCUGGGCGAUGCAACUCUAACUUUCGAGGAGAUGUCUACGCUCCUCACCCAAAUUGAGGCCUGCCUAAAUUCGCGUCCGCUCCAGGCUCAAUCCGAUGAUCCGGAGGAUCUGGCGGCGCUUACCCCGGGUCACUUCUUGGUGGGAUCUGCGCUGACCGCCGUCCCUGAGCCCCCCAUUGGGGCACAGCCGACGAACCGCCUGUCCCGCUGGCAGCUGCUACAGCAAAUGCGGGACCACUUCUGGGAUCGCUGGUCCCGAGAAUAUCUUCACUCCCUAACGCACCGCCCGAAGUGGUGCCGAGAGAAAUCAGCCUUCAAGGUCGGCCGCUUGUGCCUCGUUCGACACGAGAGCACCCCACCGACUCGGUGGCCGUUGGCGCGCAUCAUCCGAGUCCACCAAGGAGAAGACGGACAGAUCCGAGUGGUCGACGUCCGCACCCCCACGACCGUGCUCACGCGGCCGGUCGUCAAGCUCGUCCUCCUGCCGGACGGCGACGCCGAUGCGGAGGAAGACAAUUGCGCUGACUCUGGGCCCCCACGACAUCCCGCUCGUCACUCUCAUCUCACCAACACUCGCGGUCACCCGCUCGCAAUCGCCUCACACGCUACGUAA
Messenger RNA from Wasmannia auropunctata (little fire ant), 4131 nucleotides. RefSeq lists its product as uncharacterized. Gene Ontology annotation, biological process: DNA integration. The record is from RefSeq and is a predicted model, not a curated record. The transcript is spliced from 3 exons. Lineage: Eukaryota; Metazoa; Arthropoda; Insecta; Hymenoptera; Formicidae. Bases 1 to 4131 code for a protein of 1376 amino acids. Gene Ontology annotation, molecular function: nucleic acid binding.